This is a messenger RNA of Brienomyrus brachyistius, 6893 nucleotides long. It is a transcript of the gene fanca, whose product is annotated as Fanconi anemia group A protein. The transcript has 41 exons. Gene Ontology annotation, cellular component: Fanconi anaemia nuclear complex. Gene Ontology annotation, biological process: interstrand cross-link repair. The record is from RefSeq and is a predicted model, not a curated record. Bases 2239 to 6615 code for a protein of 1458 amino acids. Lineage: Eukaryota; Metazoa; Chordata; Actinopteri; Osteoglossiformes; Mormyridae.
ACCUGCAGGUAGUUAUGGGAUGGCAAGGUAGCUGUGGCCAAUUUGUGUUGAGGCCGACCAAGACCAUGGCCGCUGAGAUGGGAGGCUCAGCGGUCUGCUGGUGCUUUGGGGACAGAGGCCAUGAGGGCAUGGUUCUGCCCCAAUACCCAUGCCAAAGUCGCCCAGACCCAUGCAGUACACUCUCAAGCCACACCUUCAAGUCCACUGGACCCCCGUCCUGCCACAGCGCCCCAGACCUGUACAGUGUCCCCUCAAGCAACCUGAUUGUUGUGUGUGUCCUUGCCUGUGUCAUGCGUGAACUCUAUCCAAUCCUCAGAUGUCUUUACCCAUUGUAUAAAUCACCCACUGUGUGUAUACCUUACUGUCUGGCGUUGGUGUUUCAUUGCUAUGUGUGAUUUGAUGUCUGCCCUAGUCCUUUUAAGGGCUUAAUAAAAGGUCUAAUCUGCUGGAUUUAGGCACUCACCACUGUUUGUGUCCGUUUCUCUACCCUGUAUCUCGUUAUAAAUGUUUUUGCUCACAUUUUUAUAAUCCUUGGUCAAGACCAAACACGGAGCGACUGGAAUGCAGGCGCAGCAUAACGCUUGGCGCAAAAAGAGCAGUCAGCACCGAUAUCGAUUUCCGUAAACAAGUGGCGAUCACGUACAGUCAUCACCAUCGUAAUUAUGUUUCACAUUGUUUUAAUGGACCUGCUGGUGGUGUUUACCUUAAGCAGAUUGAUUACUCACUGCAACACCUUACUGACACUUCCAUCUGCUGGGGGAAGCACAGUAUUAGAUGCACAUCGACGUGUUUGACAUUGCCCUGUCAGGGAGCUAAUUGCGUUGUUCAGAUCCUGCCAAUAAGCGCAAAGGUUGCCGUUAGACGUUUCGACUGGGGUGGUAUUCCUACUCCAAAAUAGCGCGUGUUUUAUAAUUAGGGUUCUUUUUUUUGGUACCUAGACCCAUCCCGUCAGCACUGUUGCUUUUUUCUCGGUAGCAUAUUAUGGGAAAGCGCAAGUAUAGUCUCACACCCACAUUUUUUCAGAUAAACGUGUGCAUGGUUUGUAAAUAAGCAUCCAUUUAUAUGGAAGCCUAUUUAUGUACAUGGAUAUUUAUAUUACAGAGAGUGUAGGCUGAAUAUUAAUUUAAAUUAUGCUAAACUACGAAGUAGCGCGGAAUGAACCUGGAGCAUAUGAAGUAAACAUGCAUUGCCUGUUUUGCAGAUCAUCUGAACAACAUGCAUGCUGUUUAAACGCAGACGCACGGAGCGCCAUCCUUCCCGGACCGGCAUUCACCUGAUCUGUACCUAAACGGAACUGUCUGACUCAUUGUCACACCCGACUCCCUCAUUCUGUCGUCAAUAUUUCCCAUCCAUCUUCCAGUCGCUUUUCCCGGACAUGGUCGCCUAUCCCAGGCAGCUUAAUUAGGGCACAUAACAGGGGUACGCACUUUUAUACACAGUGGACUAUUUAGAGAUACCAAAUAGCCUAACUGCAUGCAUUGAUUGUGAAAGUGUGAUUUAAAAGACGCGGGGUCAAAACCUUUGCUUUCUAGGUAAAGCUAAAUCUAAGAUGUUUACCAGCGCUCAACACAAGAACUUACUCUAAUAUGGAGCUGCUCGUUUUAAUAACUGUUACUUUUCAAUUACUUAUUUAUAUUUAUUAACAUUGUGAUUUAAUUUAAAAUUAAAUACUUUUUGUGUUAAACAUUUUGUGACAUUUAAAUACAACGUUGCCAGAACUAUUUUGAAGUACUUUUACACAAAUAUUUCAGAUUAAGAAAAUAAAGAAUUAUGGUGAAAAACAAGACAAGUUGUCAGGUUUUCCUCGCUCCCAAUACAUACGCUUCUCAAAAUUUUACUUGAAGACAUUAAGAGCUAAAUAACCGGAGACAGAUUACAGCCACUCGGCCCCUGUGAUAACAGGGUUAACACGUGUUCGGAGCAGAUAAUCCAAUUGGUCAGAGUGAAAGAGAGCUUCGGCCAAUGAGGAUACAGAGCGCGAAUGCACUCGGAAGUGGAAAAGCGCUGCAUGGGUCGUUAUAUAGAACCUGUAGAUGCUGUAGUGACUGUUAUUUUGUUAAAGAUGACAACUUGGUUGUCUUGAUAUUUCCUAGUAGUGUGUGUUUCUGCACAGUAACCUGUUUAUGGCUAAAGGAUUUCAUUUUGUAGUUAAAGUCUAAAGAUCCGCUUCUUUAUGGGUGUGUUUUGAAAAAUGUGGUGAUUCUUGUUGAACCUAUCCGACUUAACCGAAGCGUUGUAAUGUCUUUGGAGUCGUCUAGCGUGUCUGUGUCCGGGCACAGGCGGUCUUUCUCUGAUCUUCUUGCGGCCCAUACGGCGAAGAGACCCAGACAUCAAAGCGAGGCCGAACUGCGCGGUGCAGCGAUCCAGCUGCUCAACCGGCACCAGAACCUAUCCGCUUUGCUUCUGGAGGGGAGCACCAGUGUGUCCGAGGCUCAGAUGGACCUGGAUGUGGAGAAUCCUGCACCGAGAGCCCAUCCCUCUUCUAGGGCUGGACCUCCAUCUGACCUGGAAGACUCUCUGAUAGUGCAUGCUCUGCAGAGGCAAGCCGUGGAGCUGGGAGUCCCAGUGGGCGUGGUCUCCUCCAAGGUGGCAGCAGAGAGAGUGGUAGAUCUGAUGGGACGUUCAACAGGUUGUGCCACGGGGGCGCUGUUGAGCUCUAUCCAGAGGGCUAAGCUCUCAGCGCUGGUUCGCUCCAUUCAGGGGCUGCGCUCCAAAGCGGCCUUCAGCCCCCAUAUCUUCUGCCGCGAGCUCUGGAAGUGUCAGCCCACGCUGGAGGUGGCCUGGCUUCUCCACUCAGGAAAUGUCGUCACCCUGGAGCUCAUUCUGGAAAGCGAGGAGGGAGGCGUGGCAUGGCUGGGGGCGGAGAUGAGGAGUCUGUGUGGAGGAGCGGCCGUGGGAGUGGAGGAGGAUAAAGAAGUGCAGCAGCAGGUCCUCGCAGGUGUGGUGUCAGUUCUGCUGCAGUGCGGAUUCCAGGACCCCCCCGGCAGGAUCUCCCAGCUAUGUGUGGCAGUACUGGAGGACAUGCUGUCAUGGGUGCUGGACGGCUUGCAGCAGGGGGCAGAUCUGCACUCUGGGACAGAAGCGGCUGGAUCCUGGGUUUGGGUGCUGGACCUGACGCUGUGUCAGGUAUCUCUCUCGGACAGUGUGCUGCGUCGUUUCUUCACGCACUGCCUCACCUACGUCCUCACCUGCCAGCCGCAGUUCAAAGUGUCGGAUGCCAUAGCCAACCAGAGUGAGUGGACCUUCGCUAAGACCACCCGCCCUCUCACAGCUUUGUACCGUAAGCUUGCGGUGCCGUUCAGCGUGGAUGAGCUGCUUUGUCACCUGCGGAAUGUUCUAGAAACCCAUGAGGUUAACUGGCAGCAUGUGCUGUCCUUUGUGUCCACCGUGCUGGUGUGUGAUGCACAGGCUCAACGAACCCUUACAGAGCUCCUCUCCCAACUCCUGAGCGUGGCCUUUGAAAGCUACGACCUGGAGAACAUGGUCACCGCUUUCCUGCUGGCUCGCCAGGGGGCGCUGGAGGGUGCCGCCGUCUUCCCCUCCUACGGCGAGUGGUUCAAGGCGUCCUUCGGGAGUGCCGCCGGUUGCUACGGCAACAGUAAAAAGUCUGUGGUGUUCCUGAUGAAGUUCCUGUCGGACCUCGUGCCCUUCGACCCACCGCAGUACCUGAAGGUACACAUUCUUCAUCCCCCCUACGUUCCGGUGAAGCACCGCACUCUGCUGCAGGAGUACGUGUCUCUCGCCAAGACGCGGCUCGCUGACCUGAAGGUCUCCGUGGAUGAAAUGGGGUUGUAUGAGGACUCGUCUGGGGCUGACGUUCCAGUGCAGCCUGGCUGCCAGGCGCCCCAGGAUGUAGAGAAGGCCAUCCGGCUGUUUGAGAGCAGCGGCAAGAUCUCGCCGGCCGUCAUGGAGGCCAGCAUCUUCAGGAGGCAGUACUUCCUGACCCGCUUCCUGCCGGCCCUGCUGAUGCCGCGUGUGCUUCCUGAUAGCCCCGACUCCCAGAUGUCCUUCAUCGAGUCCCUGAGGAGGGCGGAGAAGAUCCCAGCAUCGCUGUACAGUGCCUACACCCAGUCCUGCGAGAGGGAGAGGCUGAGGCGGGAGCACGGCUUGGAGGUGCUGAAGGAUCUGCAGCCCCAGGAGAGACUGCAGGCAGAACUCCAGGAGCUGGGGAUCCUGCUGUCAGCACCUGGGACGGAGGAGGAAGUGUUGGCUCAGCUCGCCCGUAUUUCCGAAUCUUUGGCGCUCCUGAUUCCCGAACGGCCUGACGAGACGCCGGUCCAGGUGACGGUGUGCCUCCAUCCGGACUCCCUGGCUUCCCCGGACCUGGAGCACCAGCGGAUCGCUGAUGUGGUGCUGAGGGGCUUCUGCCAAAGCUUGAUGGACGCCUCAAGGCUGCGGCCCCCAGACAGGCAGGGCCCGUGGGCUAGCCGUUUUGUCCAGAUGUUACUGGGACACAGGAAGCUGACGGCAUGUCUCCUGCAGCGCCUUCAGGGCCUGAUCUGCGAGCAGGGGGCGACGCUGGAAGCCGCACACCUUCUGGGUCUCGCCGCAUUCCUCAUGCACCUGCACGAGUGCAGAGCCCGCUGUCCCUUGGUCGUCCCCGAGCCCGGCUGGCCCCCCAACCCUGUGCCUUUCUCCGAAGCUCUGGGCGCCUCCCUGCCUUGCAGCACUGCCACCGAAAUGGCCUUUGCCCUCAGGUUCUGCGCAGCGUCUGUGUGCUACGCCCUGUGUCGCUUCACCCUGCCAGCCGAGAACGUGCAGGAGUGCUUCCCCAGCAGCUUGUGGAAGAAGCUGGUGUACCUGCUCCCCCGGCUGCUGCCUGGAGCGAGGGCGGACCCCCUAGCUGGGGGAGUCGAGGUGGACGAUGAGGCAGGGCAGGCUGCGUGGAGGACCAUUACCGACCCCUCGGCAUCCUGGGAGAGUCUGGUGUGGCGACUGUGGAGGGAGCCCCGCGUUCGUGCCCUGUGGAUGCUUCCUGGCGGCCAGCUGUCAUUUGCCGAGUGGUUGGACGCAGAACUGGGGGUGCAGAGGAGCAGAGACGCCCUGACAGAUCUGGAGAGGAUAGAAUACCAGCAGUGGGCAUGCCAGCAGCACUACCUACCGGCUCCCCUGGAGCAGGGUGGCUGCGAUGGUGACCUCCGACGGGCCUGUUCCCAGAUCCUGCGGUCUGUGCUGGACCUGCACAGCGGGUCCCCGGGGAGCCGCAUCCCUGACACGGACACUUGUCUCCCAGAUGUCGUCUGCAGGCUGCAGGAGCUCAUGGGUGAACUGGACCUGACUCCUCCAUCCCCCGAAUCCGAGGACGACAACGGGACCUUCCUGCUGGACUUGGUUUCUCAGAGGUGCUCGGCCACCUCUGACCCCCCAGCUCUAAGCAGCCAGCUGGACCUGGAGCGGACUCUCCACAACUGGGGGAGGGUGGUGGUUGCACUUCCUGUCACAGCUCUACUGUCAGUGAGAACCCGACCGGGUCGGACGUCUCUGGACUGCAGUGCCUUCAUGGAGCAUGUGAACCAGGCACACAGGAACGUGUGUGAUUCGGCUGGCCGGCUCCCUUAUACCCUCACGGCACAUUUCUUCAAGGGGGCGCUGUACGCCAGCCUGCGCUGUAAGCACCCGAGUCAUGCUGUAGACGAGCUCCUGACCCAGCUUCCUCAGCGGUGCCCGUUGCUUCUGGUGUCUGCAGGGGGCUGGUGGUCACCGCUGUGUUCCGUCCUGGCGUCUCUGUGGACCCGGCUGACAGGAAGCCGGCUGCCACAGGAAAUACAGCGUCUGGCCGACUGUUACAGCUGGGCCUGCAGUACAGUUAGAGGGGAGGUGGUGCCCCCCCCAACGGCCGAGCCGCUGCUUCUGGCCGCUUUCCUGCACCACGUGGGGAGGGGGCAGGGAGGAGACCGGGCGAUCAGGACCACCCUGGGGCGGCUGGAGAAACUGCAAGAGCGGCGCAGGCCGCUGCUGGUCUUCCUGCUCUUCUUCUGUGUUACGGACCUGCUUGCCGUCCUCGUCCAGCCCCCGGUACGUCCUCGCCUAGCCGCUCGGACGCGUGCCAUUUUUCAACCCGCCGUGUCUUGCGUUCGAAUCUGUGGGGCUGUGUCUCAGGAGGCGGACCGCGCCAAGCAAGCUCAGGCGGCCUGUCUGGAGGUUCUCAGCUACUUGGCGGACUCCCCCGAUUGGCUGCUGCUCUUUAAGUCACCCGCUGCAGAACAGCAUGAAUAUCAGGCUGUGUCCAUGACGACAACGGACAGGAACAUCAGACUGAUGCCUUUGGCUUUCUAUAGCCUGGUGACCAACUUGGACACAGACGUUUUGGGAAAGGUGACCAGGAGUGCGGGCUUUCUUCUCCCGGCGCUGCACUCGUAUUCGGCCCUGACGAAGCUCUUCUUAGACGGCCUGAUUCCCUCGCCCGGACAGGCCCCCCCACUGCAGGCUGUGGCCGCGGCGAAGCAGGUCCUGCUGAAGAUCAUCUCGCAGAGCAGCGUGCAGAGCAGCUCCUCGCAGGCCCAGUUGGAGGCAGCCUGCGGGGAGCUGGACCCGGAGGUAGCCGCCGCCUUGUCCUCGCACCUGCUCUACCAUCGCCAUAGCGACCCUCUCUAUGGCGACCUGGACUACUUGUGAGUGUGGACACCGCCUGAACCCCCAUCACUGCUUUGCCCGCCAGUGCAACACUGACUGUAUCAGCGGUUUCUGUACCAACGCAAGUCAUGGCGUGACCUGUCAGUGGUUUAUGGGCUGUACAAAGUAGAGCUAAAGUUAUGGUUAAGAUGGUAUCUUCCAUUGGCAUCGUCUGUUGGCUUCAGGAACAGCCCGGGGUGGUUCACACAGGCCACACAAACCUCGCUGCUACAAUUGGAAUGGUUCUGUUAAGAUGUCACCAUUAAAACCUGCCAAACAUG